Molecule: messenger RNA, 6011 nt
Organism: Aricia agestis (brown argus)
Lineage: Eukaryota; Metazoa; Arthropoda; Insecta; Lepidoptera; Lycaenidae
Product: membrane alanyl aminopeptidase-like
Exons: 31
Coding region: 39-5999 (1986 amino acids)
Biological process (GO): proteolysis; peptide catabolic process
Cellular component (GO): cytoplasm
Molecular function (GO): metalloaminopeptidase activity; peptide binding; zinc ion binding
Source: RefSeq, a predicted model, not a curated record
CGAAACGCCCGAGAGCAGAUUUGCGACAUCGGUUAAGGAUGGCGCUAAAAAUAUUAACUCUACUCGCAAUCGUAAUUUACAAUGUGGCUGCAACACCAACACCGGUAACAAGAAACACUAUAUUCAUAGAUGAGAAGCUACAGGGUCAGAUAUUUGAAGGCAUAGACUCAGUCAUAACUAAUGUAAGAAGUGAAGACCCAAGCGACUGGCGACUACCGACAACUACGAAGCCCGUUCAUUAUGACGUUGCCUUAAAUAUAAACAUACAGCAGUUGUCUUUUACUGGAACUGUCAAUAUACAGUUGGUAGCAAAUCAAGCUAAUGUAAGUGAAAUAGUUUUACAUGCUCAGUACUACGAUAUUACUUCUUUGACGUUACAACAAGGUACUACCACAUUGGCAACGACAUACGAGGUGGUUCCUGUAUCGGAUUUUUUGCAAGUGCGCCUAACUAAUGAUGUUUUGCAAUAUAACGCUGCUACCCCAAUCACAUAUGUACUCAGCAUUAGUUUUGGAGCGAGUUUGCGAACAGAAAUGAAUGGCCUAUAUCGAAGUUGGUUUAGGAACAGUCCAACCGAUGAAGUGAGCUGGAUGGCAACCACACAUUUCCAAGCAACAGGCGCUAGAUAUGCUUUUCCUUGCUACGACGAGCCAAGUUUUAAGGCCACUUUUGCUUUCACUGUCACUAGACCAUCAAAUUAUAGAAGCUGGUUCUGUACAAGACUCUCACAAACAACCAAUGCAACAGAAGCCGGAUACGAAGUUGAUGUAUUCUCCCGCACGCCAAUCAUGUCUACCUAUCUUCUGGCACUUAUUGUUACCGAAUAUGAAUCGGUAUCCAUUCUAGAAAACCAACAACUGAAGUUUGAAGUGAUCGCAAGGCCAGCAGCGAUCUCUUCUAACCAAGCUGAAUAUGCCUUCGACGUCGCACAAAAGCUUACCUCCCAAAUGGGCGAACACACUGGUAUCGACUUCUAUGGUAUGGACGAAAAUUUGAAGAUGACUCACGCUGCCAUUCCAGAUUUUUCUGCAGGUGCCAUGGAAAAUUGGGGUCUCAUGGUUUACAGGGAAGCGUAUCUAAUGUAUGAUCCGAAUCAUACAAACGACUUUUUCAAACAACUGAUUGCGUAUAUCCUCUCGCACGAAAUUGCUCACAUGUGGUUCGGAAAUCUGGUCACAUGCGAAUAUUGGGACAAUCUCUGGCUCAAUGAAGGCUUUGCUAGAUACUAUCAAUAUUUCCUUACGGAUUGGGUGGAGGACUACAUGGGAUUUCAGACACGCUUUAUAACUGAGCAAAUGCACACGGCGCUUUUGACAGACUCCGCUAACUCUCCCCUACCCCUUACUUACCCCCAACUGACUACUCCGGCGUCAGUAAGGGCUAAUAUGUUUUCGCUCAUCACUUACAAUAAGGGAGCCGCUUUCAUAAGAAUGACUGAGCACCUCCUAGGUUCUUCUGUUCAUAGACAAGGACUCCAGUAUUAUCUGACAAAUAGGGCCUAUAGCGUUGCUCGUCCUAUAGAUCUGUUUGAAUCUCUCCAAUUGGCAGCUACUCAGGCACAAGCUCUGGAUGCUUAUGGAGCCUUCGACUUUAUUGAAUACUGCCGAAGCUGGUCCGAGCAUGCUGGACAUCCAGUAUUGAAUGUCAACGUAAAUCGGGCAAAUAAUCAAAUUGUUAUUACUCAGUCUCGAUUCAAUAUUAACAUGGGAGUAUCAAACUUGAAUACGACGUAUAUAGUACCACUUACGUUCACGACUGCGAGCAAUCCGGACUUCACCAACACGAAGCCAACACAUAUCAUGAGCACUGAAGUACUCGUCGUCGAAACUCCCUUGUCAAGCAACGAUUGGGUUAUAUUCAAUAAACAGCAGACAGGUUUCUACAGAGUGAAUUACGACGACGAAUCGUGGAAUAUCAUAACAAACGCGUUGAAAGUAAACCCAAGUCAGAUUCAUGAAUACAACAGAGCCCAGAUUGUUAACGACGUAUUCCAAUUUGCACGAUCAGGCUUGAUGAGUUACACGAAGGCUUUGAGCAUUUUGUCUUACUUGGAAAAUGAGAAGGAUUACGCUCCAUGGGUCGCAGCCAUUACUGGAUUCCAAUGGCUCAGGAAUAGAUUUGCAGUUAGCUCUCUGUUGGGCUACUUGGACGAAUUAAUUGUACGUUGGGCUACACCUCUGAUGAACGACUUGACAUAUUAUCCAGUGGAUAAUGAGGACUUCAUGGGAUCUUACUUGAGGUACCAGCUGGCUCCGUUCAUGUGUGAGAUGAACGUCGCCGCCUGCCGCACCGCCGCCAGGCAGCAGUUCCUUGCACUUGUCAAUGAUAAUACUGAAGUUCCACCAAACAGUCGCAACUGGGUGUACUGCAAUGGCUUACGUGACGGUUCACAGAGCGACUUCGACUUCUUAUGGUCGAGAUACAACAGCCACAAUGUGUACACUGAAAAAAUUCAGCUCCUUCAGAUUUUUGGAUGCUCACCACAUUCUGCUGCUUUAAAUACAUUCUUAAGUAAUAUUGUUGAAGAUAACUUCGUGAUUCGCCCGCAAGAUUAUACGGCUGCAUUCACCAGUGCUGUUAACGGCAACGAAGUUAAUACACAAAUCGUCUUAGAAUUUAUCAAAAACAAUAUGGCCGCCACAGAGGCUGCCUUCAGCGGACUCGCUGCCCCGCUGUCGAACGUUGCAGCUAGACUGAGAAGCGAAGAGGAACUGGCCGAGUUCGAAGCUUGGUUACUCGCCAACCAGGCUGUCUUGGGAGACGCGUAUGCCACCGCAUUAUCCAGCGCUCAAUCUGUGCGCAACAGCAUGGCUUGGGUGAAAGAGAACGAAGAAGAAUUUUAUAACUUUUUCCUGGAGAAUGACAUUAUAACCCCUGAUGAUGCACCGGAUUCGGCCGUUACGUCGACAAUGUCAAUAUUCGCCGUAAUGGUUGCUUUUGCUACUGACCAUCGCAGUUUUAGCACUGCUGGAACUCUUGUCGCCAAAUUAAAGAUGGCGACUUUAACUUAUUUCUUUGUAUUGCUAGCAAUAGUUUUUGUAAAUGCUGGACCCAGAACUCCAGUAAAAACAACAAUAUUCGCUGACGAAAAAUUAGACGGAGAAGUAUUUGAAAAUAUAGAUGCGUUUACCGAUGUUUUACCGUCAAAUAUACCAGCCAGUGACUAUCGUCUACCAACAACUACCAGCCCUGUUCAUUACACUGUUCUCUGGGCUGUUGACAUACAACAAUUGACCUUUUCUGGAACUGUUGAUAUUGAUUUAGUCGCAACUCAAGCUAAUGUAAAUGAAAUCGUGAUUCACUCAGCUUCUUAUCUAAAUAGAACGUCUACAGUUCUAACCUUAGGAGCUACAGCAAUCCCAGUAACGGUUGUGGAGCAACCUGAACUCGAUUUUAUAAGAAUACAACUGAGUGCUGGCACUCUGCAAUUUAAUCCCGCAACUCCUGUAGUAUAUAAAUUGUCAAUUUCAUUCGCUGCGCCUCUUCGUACUAACAUGUAUGGCAUUUACCAAAGUUGGUACCGUAACAAUUCCACAGCCACAGCCGUAAGCUGGAUGGCUUCAACUCAAUACCAAGCAACAUCUGCACGUUAUGCUUUCCCAUGCUACGAUGAGCCCAAGUUUAAGGCUACUUUUGAUGUCACAAUUAGUAGACCAGUAGGUUUUAAGAGUUGGUUCCUUACAAAACUCGCCACUACAAGAGCCGGUGCUACAGGUUACGAAGAAGAUGUCUACACGCAAACGCCGAAGAUGUCUACAUAUUUAUUGGCCCUGAUUGUUGCCGAGUAUGAGUCAGUUCCUCUUAAUAAUACUGAUGGAACUUUGAAAUACGAAGUUAUUGCUCGCCCUGGAGCAAUAAACGCUGGCCAAGCGGAUUAUGCGUUUACAGUCGGACAACUCUUAACUGACACAAUGAGCAAUCACACUGGAAUCGAUUACUAUGGCGUUAACUCUAAUCUCAAAAUGACUCAUGCUUCCAUUCCCGAUUUCUCUGCUGGUGCAAUGGAGAACUGGGGAUUAAUAACAUACAGAGAAGCUUAUCUUAUGUAUGAUCCAAAUCAUACAAGCGACUAUUUCAAACAGCUGAUCGCGUACAUCCUAUCCCACGAAAUUGCCCAUAUGUGGUUCGGUAAUUUGGUCACCAACGAAUUCUGGGACUGCCUCUGGUUAAAUGAAGGUUUCGCCAGAUAUUACCAGUACUUCUUGACUGACUGGGUUGAAGAUUAUAUGGGGCUUGACACGCGUUUUAUUACGGAACAAGUGCACACAUCCCUUUUGUCGGACUCAGCGGACGAUGCUCAUCCACUCACCAAUCCUGAUAUAGGAAGCCCAACUUCUAUUAGCGAUAUGUUCUCAACCAUAUCUUACAACAAAGGUGCUGCUGUCAUACGCAUGACUGAACAUCUUCUAGGAUUUGAAGUCCAUCGCCAGGGCUUGCAAAACUACUUGACAAAUAGAUACUUAGACACAGCUGUGCCAAACGACCUCUUCCAAGCUCUUCAAACAGUAGCUGUUUCUACUGGUGCUAUUGCCGCGUACGGUUCCGACUUUUCCGUCGUCGAUUACUAUAGAAGUUGGACAGAGAAAGCUGGUCACCCAGUGCUGUACGUUGAAGUGAAUCAUCAGACCGGUGACAUGACCAUUCAACAGCGCCGGUUCAACAUCAAUACAGGCUAUUCAACUGAUAACUCGCUAUGGAUCGUCCCAGUUACAUUCGCCACCGCUAGCAACCCUGACUUCGAAAAUACCAAGCCGAGCCACAUUAUCAGGGACGCUGUUACAGUCAUCAACCGUGGUACUGUUGGGGAUGAAUGGGUCAUCUUCAACAAACAACAGACAGGUUUCUACAGAGUUAAUUAUGACGAAUACACUUGGAAUCUAAUUGUUUUGGCGUUGAGAGGCGAAGACAGGACUAAGAUUCAUGAAUACAACAGAGCUCAGAUUGUUGAUGACGUAUUCCAAUUUGCUCGGUCAGGAAUCUUGAGCUACACUCGUGCUUUCAGCAUUCUCUCCUUCCUGGAGAACGAAACUGAAUACGCACCAUGGGUUGCUGCUAUGACCGGCUUUACUUGGCUGAGAAACAGACUCGCUGGUACUUCGGACUUGGCUUUACUAGAGCAAAUCAUCGCUCGCUGGGCCACUCCUAUAAUGAAUCAGCUGACCUACGAACCCAUCCAGAACGAAUCGUUCAUGAGGUCGUACCUGAGAUGGCAAUUGGCUCCAGUGAUGUGCGCCAUAAAUGUGCGUGCUUGUCGCGACGCUGCUAACACUCAAUUCCGUGCCUUGGUUGAUAGCAAUACAGAAGUGGACAUCAACAGUCGUAACUGGGUGUACUGUAACGGUCUCCGCGAGGGCUCCGAGGCCGACUUCGACUUCCUCUGGCAACGCUACCAGCAACACAACGUCUAUACUGAGAAGAUCCAAAUUCUACAGUUCAUUGGAUGCACACCAUAUGUUUCCAGAAUUAAUUCACACUUGCUCAAUAUCGUACAAGAUAAUUUUUUGAUCCGUCCACAAGACUACACUGCAGCAUUCAACAGUCUACUCACUGGCAACGAAGCCAAUACAUUACUUGUAUUUGCAUUCGUAAGGGAAAACUUGCCCGCCGUGAUUAAUGCAUUUGGCACUGCUACUACACCACUAUCAAACAUUGCUGCAAGACUGAGGACCCUUAAUGACGUUACUGAGUUCUUACAAUUUGUGGAUGCCAACCAGAAUCUAAUAAGCAACGCGUCGUAUGAAAGAAUUGUCUACAACGCCGAGCUCACUCGUCAAAGUAUCGUGUGGACGACCCAGGUGCGAGAUGACAUGAACAACUACUUCGUGAAUGGCGAUGACGACAUCACCGCCUCCACCGCCGCACCAGUAUCUGACCCUCCCAUCGUCAGUCCACCUGACCUGGUGGAACCAGAAACCCCAGACAUACCUGGCUCCGCAGUGACGGCGUUCGUAUCAGUAUUCGCAGUGGUGUUUGCUGCUGUAGCUAACUUCGCCUUAUAAUUUUUUUGUAAU